This is a messenger RNA of Humulus lupulus (European hop), 1731 nucleotides long. RefSeq names its product geranylgeranyl pyrophosphate synthase, chloroplastic. Gene Ontology annotation, biological process: isoprenoid biosynthetic process. Lineage: Eukaryota; Viridiplantae; Streptophyta; Magnoliopsida; Rosales; Cannabaceae. Bases 323 to 1432 code for a protein of 369 amino acids. The transcript has a single exon. Gene Ontology annotation, molecular function: geranylgeranyl diphosphate synthase activity. The record is from RefSeq and is a predicted model, not a curated record.
CUAUGUUUUUCUUCUUGUUUGGUUGGUCUCUCUAUAUUGCUCUCACCACUUUUUAAAGACCCCAUUUUUUUUCCUAAUAUCAACACAACUACUCCUCUUUUUCCAUUAUUGAUUUUCUCAGAUGUCCAGAUUCACAGAAUGAGAAUGCUGUAGACUCUUCUUAAGUCAACCUUUAAAAUUUCCCAAGCAGCUUCUUUUUUCUCCGGUCUUUCUACCAUAGUAGCCAUUGGCACUGUGACUUCUUCUUCUUCCUUGCCAUACAUAGCGAAAUCAAAAGCUUCAAUUUUUGGUAAGAUAAAGUGAUUCAAAAGGGAGAGGAACGAUGAGCUCUGUGAAUCUUACAUGGGUUCAAACCUGUUCCAUGUUCAACCAAGCAGGUAGAUCCAGAUCCUCAACUUUCAAUCUCCUCCACUACCAUCCUUUGAAAAAAGUACCUUUUUCAUUCCAAACCCCAAAACAAAGACGACCCACUUCAUCUUUUUCAUCCAUUUCCGCAGUCCUGACCGAGCAAGAAGCCGUUACAGAAGACGAAGAGCAAAAAUCCACCUUCAAUUUCAAGUCAUACAUGGUCCAGAAGGCCAACUCAGUCAACCAAGCUUUAGACGCUGCCGUUUUGCUCCGUGAGCCCCAGAUGAUCCACGAAGCCAUGCGUUACUCUCUCCUGGCCGGAGGGAAGCGAGUUCGGCCCGUGCUAUGUCUCUCAGCCUGUGAGCUCGUCGGUGGCGACGAGUCCGUGGCCAUGCCCGCCGCCUGCGCCGUCGAGAUGAUCCAUACUAUGUCUCUGAUCCACGACGACCUCCCUUGUAUGGACAACGACGACCUCCGCCGUGGAAAGCCCACUAACCACAAGGUCUUCGGCGAAGACGUCGCCGUUUUGGCCGGGGACGCACUCUUGGCCUAUGCUUUCGAGCACGUGGCGGUUUCCACCGUUGGUGUCCCAGCGGCCAGGAUUAUCCGGGCCAUAGGUGAGCUGGCCAAGUCAAUUGGGUCAGAAGGACUCGUGGCUGGGCAAGUGGUUGAUAUUGAUUCAGAAGGUUUGGCUAAUGUUGGGCUUGAGCAACUUGAGUUCAUCCACCUCCACAAGACGGCGGCGCUUCUGGAGGCUUCGGUGGUUUUGGGAGCCAUUCUUGGUGGUGGCACUGAUGAGCAAGUUGAGGAACUGAGGAGCUUCGCUAGGUGUAUUGGGCUGCUGUUUCAGGUUGUGGAUGACAUUCUUGAUGUGACCAAAUCUUCUCAAGAAUUGGGUAAGACAGCAGGGAAAGACUUGGUGGCUGAUAAGGCUACUUAUCCAAGGCUAAUGGGGAUUGAGAAAUCAAGAGAGUUUGCUGAGAAAUUGAACAGAGAAGCCCAAGAACAUCUCUGUGGUUUUGAUCCCCAAAAGGCAGCUCCUUUGAUUGCUUUGGCUAAUUAUAUUGCUUAUAGGCAAAACUAAUAUCACUACUGUUACUGCUAUUUAUUAGAAAAAUUGAUAAGUGGUGCUCCACUUUGAUAUGUAUGUGUAAAAAUUGUUUUGGUUGGGGUUCGCUGCAGCCGCUUUUAAUUUUAUAAUAGUUGAGAGCAAGUUUUGAGAAAGCUAGCAGGUGAGCUCAUGUCAAAUCUUGCAAAAUUCAUAUACUUAUGAUCCUGUUUUUACUUUAUUUUUUUCUCAGUGAAAUAAAACAUUUUCUGUAACCCUUUGGUCUUCUUUGUAACAAGUGUUUAGCUAAAAAAAAGGGUUAUCUUUUCCCAACA